Selaginella moellendorffii is the source of this 1600-nucleotide messenger RNA. RefSeq names its product integrin-linked protein kinase 1. Bases 313 to 1515 code for a protein of 400 amino acids. NCBI's taxonomy places the organism in Eukaryota, Viridiplantae, Streptophyta, Lycopodiopsida, Selaginellales, Selaginellaceae. The record is from RefSeq and is a predicted model, not a curated record. Gene Ontology annotation, molecular function: ATP binding; protein binding; protein kinase activity. The transcript is spliced from 13 exons. Gene Ontology annotation, biological process: protein phosphorylation.
UGUCCCACUGGAUCCAGCGUACGGAAGGCCUAUUGUGAGCGUACGCGUGGUGGCAAGAUGCCCAGAUAUUCUCUCUUCUUUCACUGCGCGCUAAGGGACAGGACAAGCCACGAUCGAAGGGUGCUAAAACCGGCGGACCAGCUCAAGCUGGAAGGAUUUUUAUCCAGGGCUUCUCGGUAACCGCGAUUGUGGAUGACGAUUUGGGACACCUCUCCUUGAGGAGCGCAGCUCAAUCGAUUCAAGGGAAGGAAGAGAAUGGAUCCGGAUCCACACGCCUGCUCGCGCAUGGAUUGAGCUCUUCCAAAGUCAAACAUGACGGAACAGGAUCAUGAUAUCACGUCGCGCGAGGAAGCUGACACGGUGAAGUUGCUCUACUGCGCGAGCCGUGGCGACGUAGAGGGUCUCCGCCAAGCUUUGCGAGAGGGCGUGAACAAGGACGUUGCCGACUAUGACAAGAGGACCGCGCUACAUUUGGCUGCCAGUGAGGGCCAUGCCGACUGUGUGCUUCUUCUCAUCCAGCAUGGAGUCGAUCUUAGCCCCAGAGAUCGAUGGGGACGAACGCCUCUAGCUGAUGCGCGACGCUAUGGACACAUGCGUAUUUGCAAGCUUCUCGAGGCCCACGAAGCCAUGGACUAUGAAUCAGUUGUACCCGAGUACGAAAUAGAUCCUGGGGAGAUUGAGAGGAUUGGCAACAAUGAUCCCAUCGGGAGAGGUGCUUUUGGGGAGAUCCGAGUGGUCAAAUGGCGAGGCACAAAGGUUGCUGCAAAGACGAUCUUAACAUCUCUCUUACAGGACAAGCAAGUCGUAAGAGAGUUCGUGAGGGAGCUCGUCUUGCUGCAAAAGCUCCAUCAUCCAAACAUUGUCCAGUUUCUAGGAGCCGUCACUAAGCAAGAAAACCUGAUCAUAAUCACAGAAUACCUCCCCAAAGGCGACUUACAAGCUCUACUCAGAAGAAAGAGCAAAGGCUCCUUGGGCGGGAAACAAGUUCUUCAUUUUGCUCUCGACAUUGCAAGAGGCAUGAAUUUUCUUCACGAGCACAAGCCAGAGCCAGUUAUACACCGGGACUUGAAGCCCACAAACAUACUCCUGGACGACGCGGGCCAUUUGAAAGUUGGCGAUUUUGGAUUGAGCAGGCUUGUUAAAGCCUCCGGCGCUACGGUGGACGAAGUCUACAAGAUGACCGGAGAAACAGGAUCUUACAGGUAUAUGGCGCCGGAGGUGUUCAAGCAUCAAUCCUAUGACAAGAGCGUCGACGUCUACUCGUUUGCUCUCAUCGUCUAUGAGAUGUUUGAAGGUCAUGUAGGGAAUAGAUAUGAGAAUCCAAUUCACGCUGUGGAGGACAGGGCCAGGCAUGGCUAUAAACCAGCUUUCACAGCAAAGUAUCCGACGAAUAUGAAACAGCUUCUCACUCGUUGCUUGGACUUUGAUGCCAAAAAGAGGCCAUCGUUUCGGGAAAUAAUCGCGGAACUGGAAGACAUGGAGCGAUCGCAAAAAUUUGGCUGCAGCAUCUCGUGAUAGAGACGAAAGCAGAAGUUUUAAGUACUUAUUUUCACUUAUUUACGUGAAAUUUUGAAAAGAGGGCGAAUAAAUGACUUCGUAA